Messenger RNA from Branchiostoma floridae (Florida lancelet), 991 nucleotides. RefSeq lists its product as uncharacterized. The record is from RefSeq and is a predicted model, not a curated record. The coding region runs from base 119 to 895 and encodes 258 amino acids. The transcript is spliced from 7 exons. NCBI's taxonomy places the organism in Eukaryota, Metazoa, Chordata, Leptocardii, Amphioxiformes, Branchiostomatidae.
AGCUGCCACGUUCACUCAAUUAGGCUAUAAAUCAGCUAACUGUCCAAGCUCUACCUCAUUUGAAACAACUUAAGAUAUUGCGCUAACAGCAACUCAAGCAACACUACAAAAUAGCAACAUGAAAGCCUUCAUCAUCUUCACUCUCUUCGCUUUCCUCGGCGGGUCCCAGGCCGGUCUCUUGGACGACUUGGCCGCUGCCGCCACCGCCGCUUUCCAGGGUAUCAUCGAUACCGCCCAACAGACCGCCCAGAACCUCGUCGACACCUACGUGCCCGUCCUCGGCCAGGCCGCCCAGCAGCUGGUGGGAGAAGCCAUCCAGUCGGCAGGAGAGUCGCUGACCGGUCUGAUCAGCGGCUCCAAGCGCCAGGCUGACCUGCAGACCGAGAUCGGACAGAUCUUCCACGACGGCAUCAUGGGUCUCCUGGAGGGCACCACCCAGACCAUCCAGGAGGUGCAGACCACCGUCACACAGGCCAUGCAGAACCUCUUCGGCUCCAGCCCCGCUCGUGCCACCAAAGGCUCCCUUAUCCGCAUGUCCAUUCAGGGUAAGGUUUCCAUCAAGAAGGCAGGCCAAAAGAUGAUAAAGACGCUGAACUACGCUAUCGCCAAGAAGACCCGCGGUUUCUUCGACUUUCUGCACCCCAGUAACCUCUUCCAGGCUGCCGUCGACCAGGCUUCCGAGAUCUUCAACAACCUUGUUGACUCUGCGGCCGCCACUGGACAGCAGAUCCUUGACCACGGCAGCGACCUGGUCAACAACGUCAGCGCCCAACUGCAGCAGACCUACCAGGACAUCCUGAACGUGGGCCCGGAGAACGUUGAUGACGCCCAAACCAUCGUGUCCUCCAUCCAGAACCAAUUCCAAGAAACCUUCGGCCUCGACACCACUGCUUAAAGAAACAAACAUCGAUAGAUACGAGUUGCAAUCAAAUACAACACGGCAAAACAUGCGUGAGAUUUUAUAAUGAAUAAAACGUACAAUUAAAAAGAA